GGGAGGGGGGCCGGAGGGAGGGAGGGAAGCCCGCGGGGAAGGAAAUGGAGAGCGCUGCAGGCGCAGCCGGCCCGAUCCCGCCGCCCAGCCUCAGUUUCUCCCUCCGUUUAAUGGGGAAGUUAGGCUUGGCCCCUCCCCCUCCCGGGGCCGCUGGGGGGGCCGGGCUGUUCCGGGGUGGAAGCCCCCUCUGCCGGCGUAGAUUGCAGCCCAGCCCUUCCCCGGAUCCCGGGGCGCCCCCUGGACCACGCUCGGGGCGCUGGACUCGAGUUACCUGGCCCCGAGGUGGUGGGGAGAGGCCGCAGCUCCUCCCGGGCUGCAGGAAGGUGUGGCCUUCCCUGACCGGUCAGACAUUUAUUAGACACCUGCUGAGUGCCAGGCCUCCAUCCGGGAACACACAGAGAGAGCCUCAGGGAGCCCCAGGAGUGCCAGGUGAUGGGCUAUUGACUAGGCCGAAGGAUGCCUCCCACCCUGUGAGCAUGUUCCAGAUAUCCGAGUUUGAGCCCAGUGAGCCCGGAGAAGACCCUUCUGCCUCCACUGCCCCCAGCCUCGCCCCGCUCAGGCCAGGACCCCGAGCAGCACCUGGAGCCCACCACCAUGAGGGCGCCGGCGCGGGGAGGCCUCGCCUGAUCUCCUACCCCCCGCUAAGGGAGGGCUCCCGGGAGGCGAGCCCCGAAGCGGAGGCCGAGGCAGAGCAGUCCGAGGGGGAGGAAGAGCGCGGCCUCUUCCGGGGCCGCUCCAGCUCAGCGCCCCCUAUCCUCUGGGCGGCGCGGCAUUAUGGCAGCGAGCUGCGCAGGAUGAGCGACGAGUUCCACUGCACCUUCAAGGGACUUCCCCGCCCGAAGAGCGCAGGCACUGCGAGCCAGAUGCGUCGGAGCCAUGGCUGGACCCGCACCUUCCAGUCUUGGUUCGGGCGGAAUUUGGGGAAAGGGAGCGUCGGUCCUUCCCACUGACCCCCACCCCUUCCCCCUCUUAACACGCACCCCAUCCCUGAAGUAGUGUGGCGGCCAUGUUGGGUAAGGGCGGAAGUGCUCCGCCCCCACUUACCGGGGCCGAGAGCAGGCGUAAAAGUUCAGAGAGUCAGAGAGCCCGUGGCCUGACUGGGAUCUUGCCGGCGCCGGGCGAAUGCUUUGGGGAGCCAGGACGCCGGCAUCGCGACAGUGGGCAGGCUUCUGCCCACAGACAACAUGGUCGCCGGAAGAGGCUGCAACUAGACUUCCAGAUCCUCCCCCUAACAAUCGGCUCGGGGGCGGGGCUUCGUUGCGCCUGCGCCGUGGUCAGAACCGAGAUUAACCACUUUCCCCUGGGGAGCUGCUCUUGUAGCAGACUCUAGGAUUUCUCUACGUGAAAGUGGCAAUAAAAGCCGAGUCAUUUGUU
Sarcophilus harrisii (Tasmanian devil) is the source of this 1374-nucleotide messenger RNA. It is a transcript of the gene BAD, whose product is annotated as BCL2 associated agonist of cell death. Bases 45 to 950 code for a protein of 301 amino acids. The transcript is spliced from 5 exons. The record is from RefSeq and is a predicted model, not a curated record. Lineage: Eukaryota; Metazoa; Chordata; Mammalia; Dasyuromorphia; Dasyuridae. Gene Ontology annotation, biological process: apoptotic process.